Erigeron canadensis is the source of this 438-nucleotide messenger RNA. RefSeq lists its product as uncharacterized. The coding region runs from base 1 to 438 and encodes 145 amino acids. The record is from RefSeq and is a predicted model, not a curated record. The transcript has a single exon. Lineage: Eukaryota; Viridiplantae; Streptophyta; Magnoliopsida; Asterales; Asteraceae.
AUGGAGUUUAAGGAGGGAGACAUGGUUAUGCUGAAAGUCUCAGCCUGGAAGGGUAUUAUUCGGUUUGAUAAACGGGGUAAGUUGAGUCCUCGUUUUAUUGGGCCAUUUAAAGUCUUGGAGCGGGUGAAUCAGCAAGCCUACAAGUUGGAUCUUCCUCCUGAGUUAGAUGGUAUUCAUAACACUUUUCAUGUUUGUUACUUGAGAAAGUGUUUGGCAGACGAGAUGAGUGUAAUUCCUUUGGAAGAUAUUAGUAUUGAUCCAAAGAAGAAAAUGGUGGAUGAACCGGUUGCGAUUCUCGGUCGAAAGCAGAAGAAGCUUCGUAGGAAGCAAAUCGACCUAGUGUUGGUCAAAUGGAGGCACAAUAAAGGAGAAAGCUUGACAUGGGAGAUUGAAGCAGUGAUGAGGGAUCGUUACCCACAUUUAUUUGUUGCUGAGUAG